Molecule: messenger RNA, 2130 nt
Organism: Hibiscus syriacus
Lineage: Eukaryota; Viridiplantae; Streptophyta; Magnoliopsida; Malvales; Malvaceae
Product: bifunctional dihydrofolate reductase-thymidylate synthase-like
Exons: 12
Coding region: 95-1777 (560 amino acids)
Biological process (GO): tetrahydrofolate biosynthetic process; dTMP biosynthetic process; one-carbon metabolic process
Cellular component (GO): mitochondrion; cytosol
Molecular function (GO): dihydrofolate reductase activity; thymidylate synthase activity
Source: RefSeq, a predicted model, not a curated record
CCCCCCCCAAAAAAAACCCUAAUUUCUCUGGUUUCUAUUUUAGUUCUACUUAUUAUGUUGGAGUAACCUUUCUCGAUUGCUGAUUGAAGAUUUCAUGUUUCCGAUUCAGAUCGGUCGGUUUUAUCUAAAACAAAUUUGGAAGACUUCCCCAUUGAGUGUCUGUUUUGUUUUUAGUUCAAAUAUGUCUGCCAACACCAUGACGAGCAAACCUAAUGGAAAUGGUAAUGGCAAUGUUGAUGUCGAUUUCUUACCUGAUCCACGACGAACUUACCAAGUCGUUAUGGCCGCGACUAAAGAUUGGGGUAUCGGUAAGAAUGGGAAGUUGCCUUGGAAAAUACCUACCGAUAUAAAAUUCUUCAAUGAUGUCACUCGUACUACUUUAGACCCUGGGAAAAGGAAUGCAGUCAUAAUGGGCAGAAAAACAUGGGAAAGUAUUACCCCUGAAUAUCGACCUCUUUCGAGUCGUCUCAAUGUUGUUCUGACUCGUUCCGGAAGUUUUGAUAUUGCAACCGCUGAGAAUGUUGUUAUAUGUGGAAGCCUGGCGUCCGCUUUGGAAUUAUUAGCUGCUUCUCCUUAUUGUCUCUCGAUCGAGAAAGUCUUUGUAAUUGGCGGUGGCCAAAUAUUGAGGGACUCCCUCAAUGCAGCUGGAUGUGAUGCUAUUCACAUUACAGAAAUUGAGACGAGCAUCGAAUGUGAUACUUUUAUGCCUGCCAUUGAUUUCUCUGUAUUCCAGCCUUGGUACUCAUCAUUUCCUCUGGUAGAGAACAACAUACGGUAUAGUUUCAAUACAUAUGUUCGUGUGAGAACCUCUGCAGUUGAACACAUUAACCAGGACUGCAAUCAGAUCCUUGAUAUAGAUUCCUCCAAGUUUGAGGUACAUAAUUUCUCUUUCCUGCCCAAGAUGAUUUUUGAGAAACACGAGGAGUACUUGUACCUCAAUAUGAUUCAAGACAUCAUCUCCGAUGGUAAUAUGAAGGAUGACAGGACCGGGACUGGUACAUUAUCAAAAUUUGGUUGCCAGAUGCGGUUCAACUUGCGAAAAACUUUUCCGCUUCUGACAACUAAGAAAGUAUUUUGGCGAGGUGUUGUUGAAGAGUUGCUAUGGUUCAUCAGUGGCUCAACUAAUGCCAAGGUCCUUCAAGAAAAGGACAUUCAUAUAUGGGAUGGGAAUGCAUCCAGGGAGUUUCUUGACAGUAUUGGGUUGACUGGCAGGGAGGAGGGUGACUUGGGACCUGUGUAUGGGUUCCAGUGGAGACAUUUUGGUGCUAGGUAUACCAACAUGCAUGCCGAUUACACUGGACAAGGAUUUGAUCAGUUGUCGGAUGUUAUUGACAAGAUUAAGAAUAAUCCAAAUGAUAGAAGGAUUAUACUCUCAGCCUGGAAUCCUUCGGAUCUCAAACUGAUGGCACUUCCUCCUUGCCACAUGUUUGCUCAGUUCUAUGUAGCAAAUGGGGAGUUAUCAUGUCAAUUGUAUCAGCGCUCAUGUGACAUGGGCUUGGGUGUGCCAUUUAACAUUGCAUCUUAUGCUCUCCUCACGUGCAUGAUUGCUCACGUUUGUGAUCUUGUUCCGGGUGAUUUCAUCCACGUUCUUGGCGAUACUCAUGUUUAUACCACUCAUGUCAGGCCCCUGCAGGAGCAGCUUCAGAAAUUGCCAAAGCCUUUUCCGAUUUUGAAGAUCAAUCCCGUGAAAAAGAAUAUCGAUUCCUUAGUGGCUUCCGAUUUCAAACUCAUAGGUUAUGAUCCUCACAAGAAAAUAGAGAUGAAAAUGGCUGUAUAGAGCUCUAUUUUAGGCCGGGAGAUGCCAGUCCAAUUUGUGCUUCUUCAGUUUUAAGGGCCGGUCACCGGAAGGCUUAUGGCAAUGUAGUGACUUACACCGAUAACAAACUAAACCGGUUUGCUACCAGUUCGAGGACGAUAUGCAGCGAGAAUCAUUUAGUUCCACAGUUGUUGGUGGUUUCUAAGGCGAUUUAGGUUACCGUGUUUUCUUGUGUUGCAAGAUUAUGUUUAUCAUUUAAUUUUUUGGGGUUUCAUGUCUACAUGAAUCAUUCACUCUCUGAAUUCCCCCUUACCCGACCUUGAAAUAGAUUUGGAAGAACAAGUUUUUUCAGUGAAAGUGCCUUCUUUUGUCAA